AUGUACGUGACAAGAGUGUCAGCCAAGUCGCCGCUGUCCAGACAGACAGCGGCACAGCUCUCAAGAGCUGCCGCCAGCUUUGCACAAUCACAUGCUGUCUCAACACACACACCUGGUCUUCACUUGACCAGUCUGCACAUCCAACCCCAACAGUCACAGUCUCGUCGACCCUUCUCUUCCACAUCAAGGACCAAACUCCGAGAGUACUUCCCCGAACCCGAAACUGAACAAAUCGUCAAGACCGAAACUGCCUUUGAGCACCCACUCUACACCGAUGAGCAAAUGACAAAGAACGUCUACUAUGCCCACCGAAAACCGAAGGACAUGUCUGACCGCGUAGCUCUCUACCUGGUGCGCCUCCUCCGCUGGGGAACCGAUCUAGCCACGGGAUAUAGCCACGAUGGCCCUACGCCCAAGGACAAGCUGACAGGAAAGAGCACAGCCGUCGUCCCAUCCAACAAACCGUACCGCAUGAGCGAGCGCAAAUGGCUCAUCCGCUUCGUCUUCCUCGAGUCCGUGGCCGGCGUGCCAGGUAUGGUGGCAGGCAUGCUCCGCCAUCUCCACAGCUUGCGACGGAUGAAGCGUGACAACGGCUGGAUCGAGACGCUGCUGGAGGAGGCCUACAACGAACGCAUGCACCUUCUGACAUUCCUGAAGAUGGCCGAGCCAGGCUGGUUCAUGCGGCUCAUGAUCCUCGGGGCGCAAGGUGUCUUCUUCAACAGCAUGUUCAUCUCAUACCUCAUCUCGCCACGCACCUGUCACCGCUUCACCGGCUACCUCGAGGAGGAAGCCGUGCUGACAUACACGCUGGCGAUCCAGGACCUCGAGGCCGGCAAGCUCCCGCUGUGGUCGGACCCUAAGUUCCGCGUGCCCGACAUGGCGGCGCGCUACUGGAAGAUGCCCGAGGGCAACCGCACGAUGCGCGACCUGCUGCUGUACAUCCGCGCCGACGAGGCCAAGCACCGUGAGGUCAACCACACCUUCGGCAACCUGAAGCAGACCGAGGACCCGAACCCAUUCGCUAGCGUCUACAAGGACCCGAACCAGCCACACCCGGGGAAGGGCAUCGAGCAUCUCAAGCCCAUUGGCUGGGAGCGGGACGAGGUCGUCUAG
Messenger RNA from Amorphotheca resinae ATCC 22711, 1113 nucleotides. RefSeq lists its product as hypothetical. Gene Ontology annotation, molecular function: alternative oxidase activity. Gene Ontology annotation, biological process: alternative respiration. The record is from RefSeq and is a predicted model, not a curated record. Gene Ontology annotation, cellular component: mitochondrion. The transcript has 2 exons. NCBI's taxonomy places the organism in Eukaryota, Fungi, Ascomycota, Leotiomycetes, Helotiales, Amorphothecaceae. The coding region runs from base 1 to 1113 and encodes 370 amino acids.